Messenger RNA from Myotis lucifugus (little brown bat), 1086 nucleotides. It is a transcript of the gene CDK5R2, whose product is annotated as cyclin dependent kinase 5 regulatory subunit 2. Gene Ontology annotation, molecular function: cyclin-dependent protein serine/threonine kinase activator activity; protein kinase binding. NCBI's taxonomy places the organism in Eukaryota, Metazoa, Chordata, Mammalia, Chiroptera, Vespertilionidae. Gene Ontology annotation, biological process: brain development; activation of protein kinase activity; positive regulation of cyclin-dependent protein serine/threonine kinase activity. Gene Ontology annotation, cellular component: cytoplasm; protein kinase 5 complex. The record is from RefSeq and is a predicted model, not a curated record.
UCCCCCGCCUCCUCGGCCAAAGGCCGGAGGCCCGGCGGGCUGCCCGAGAGAAGAAGAGCACCGCCCGCGGGGGACGAGGCGCUGGGGGGCUACGGAGCGCCCCCAGUAGGCAAGGGCGGCAAAGGCGAGAGCCGGCUCAAACGGCCAUCCGUGCUCAUUUCGACGCUCACCUGGAAGCGCCUGGUGGCCGCGUCUGCCAAGAAGAAGAAAGGCAGCAAGAAGGUGACGCCCAAGCCAGCGUCCACUGGCCCGGACCCCUUGGUCCAGCAACGCAACCGCGAGAACCUACUCCGCAAGGCCCGGGAUCCCCCCGACGGCGGCGGCCCCACCAAGCCCCUGGCCGUGCCGGUGCCCACAGUGCCCGCGGCCGCCGCCACCUGCGAGCCGCCGUCGGGGGGUAGCGGGGCCGCCCCGCCGCCAGGCUCGGGCGGGGGAAAGCCGCCGCCGCCACCCCCAGCCCCUCAGGCGGCGCCACCGGUGCCGGGCGGCUCGCCACGGCGGGUCAUCGUGCAGGCGUCAACGGGCGAGCUGCUGCGCUGCCUGGGCGACUUCGUGUGCCGACGCUGCUACCGCCUCAAGGAGCUGAGCCCCGGCGAGCUGGUGGGCUGGUUCCGCGGAGUGGACCGCUCGCUGUUGCUGCAGGGCUGGCAAGACCAGGCCUUCAUUACGCCUGCCAACCUGGUGUUCGUGUACCUGCUGUGCCGCGAGUCGCUGCGCGGGGAUGAGUUGGCGUCGGCCGCCGAGCUGCAGGCUGCCUUCCUCACUUGCCUCUACCUCGCCUACUCCUACAUGGGCAACGAGAUCUCCUAUCCGCUCAAGCCCUUCCUCGUGGAGCCCGACAAGGAGCGCUUCUGGCAACGCUGCCUGCGCCUCAUCCAGCGGCUCAGCCCGCAGAUGCUGCGGCUCAACGCCGACCCCCACUUCUUCACGCAGGUCUUUCAAGACCUCAAGAAUGAGGGCGAGGCCGCCGCCGGCGCCGGGGGUCCACCCAGUGGGGGUGCGCCCGCGACCCCCGUCUCCUCCUCGGCCGCCAGGGACAGCUGCGCGACCGGAGCCAAGCACUGGACUAUGAACCUGGACCGCUAG